This is a messenger RNA of Ectocarpus sp. CCAP 1310/34, 3119 nucleotides long. Lineage: Eukaryota; Phaeophyceae; Ectocarpales; Ectocarpaceae. The record is from the annotation of a GenBank genome assembly.
CUGUGCUGGGGGUGGGCGGACGAGCUCCGCAGUGGUACAAUCCCUGGUGGACUAGUUGGUUAGGGCCAACCCCAAGAUCGCCGGUCCCGCGAUCAAGAGGACCAUGAAGACCGUGGGGUUUACCGUCUCCGACCGGCAAUCACAACGCGCGAAGAAGCGCAUUGCGACCGCGUCUAAGGAGGAUGAAGCGGGUGCCAUUUCGCGUCUUCCAUCCCUUUUCGAAGGGAUCGAGCGCGAUUGUCCGGGUUCGGUCGCCACCGUCGAGGUGAGUCCCGACAACCGGUUCGUCAGGAGCUUCUUGAUGCUGGGUAAGGCCGCCUACGUCGCCGCGCACAGUAUGGUGGCCAUGGACGCUGGCCACCUCAAGGGUUCGUGGAAGGGAGUCAUGUACGUCCUCUGCAUGCAUGACAGCAACAACAAGAUCAUCCACGUCACCACUGUACUCGCAGACAAGGAGAACGCGACGAACUACAAGUUCCUGCUCCAGCAGACCUGCCGGAACGAGCACAUGCAUCGACUUCUUUCGUCCGGCGAGGUGACGUUCGUCAUCGACGGUCACAAAGGAUCACCGGCGGCCCUCAGGGCGGUUGUACCGCAAGCGCCAUGGCGUGCGUGCGUGAGGCACCUCAUCACCAACAAAAACAUGAAGGCAAUGGGACACGCCUAUUCAGUGGCGGUUUACCGAGCGGCGGUGAUGCCUACCAAGGUCCUGUUUGAGGAGGCAAUUGAGCCAGUCAAGAAGGACUUCCCGGCCAACUACAACCUCCUCAUGAAAAACGACCUUGACAAAUGGACACACCAUGCUACCCCCAACAACCUGGUCAACCUGAAGAUGUCCACCUCCAACUCUGCGGAGUCCACCAUUUCCGCGGUCGGCCACCAGAAACGGGAAAUGGACCCUUAUCAUUUCCACAUCGAGAUUGCGGAGAAAACUGCGGAGCAACUCGCAACGAAUGCCGAACUACUGAAAGACUGCCAUGCCAUCCUCGUUCCUUUCGCGGCCAAGUUCAUGGAGGACGAGAGGUUGCUCAGUCUUAACACGUCAAUAGCAUGGGCUUGGGCACCUACCUUGUUCAGGAGCACGGCAAUGAGCCAGUACGGCAACAGGGUGACAAUCGUGAUGCCGGACACGGAAGGGAAGGGUGGCCGCGUCGAGAGCACCUGCAGAGUCUCUGCCAGGUUCCACCUCCUGUGCCAGGACGCCCUCGCGGUGUUGAAAUCAAUCGACAGGCUUGACUGCACGAGGGCGCUUAUUGACAGCGGGUACACCCUGGCUUCCUACAGGGUGCUCCACACCCACCCCGACUAUCCCGUCGUACUUCCGAUCUGGUCAGAGCUUUCCAAGGGCGACCUCCUGCCCCCGCGGCAGGUGACCCGGCAAGCUGGUACUCCGAAGAAGAACCGUGGCCCCCGGCAGCGUUCCCGAUUCCCUGGUCGCAACGACAACUUCCAGCGCGGACGCGGCAACGUAGCCCAAGAUGGAGGUGGUCGUGGCGGCGGGCCUGCCGCCGGGGGAGGGGGUGGUCGUGGCGGGGGCGGCAACUCUCGGCCCGUCCCGGUACAUGGGAUGGGCAGUGUUCGCAGCCACGUGGGAGACCUCAACGUCGGAGGUUCCGCGGGCGAGCGACCUACCGGGAGGUUGUGGGGGGGGCUCGCGGUUCAGCGCUACGGCUCGCAAGACGCUUCCGGCAACGACCACGCAGCGGGGGCGGGGGCCGGGUCAUGCUCUAUGCUGAGUCAAUCCCAAGGCUCCAUCGACCUGUCGUAGCUCAAGUGGUUCGACUCGUAGCUCAAGUGGUUUGACUCGUCUUAGGGUUAGGUAACUUGGGCCUUUGAAUUUCUUCGUCGCACGUUGUCGGAGUCAAAUACGACGCUGUGGUCCGUGAAUGGCAGGGAGCAAGUGGUCGAAUGUGUGUGCAGCUUUGCGUAAAACUCCCGCGACGACGGGGCGCGUGUUGUAGCGCCUAAUUUCGCGUGCCAGUUUCCAAAUACGAUGCACAACAGACAGAGAUGAACAGCGGAAUCCGACAACCACGCACGCACAUGACUUCGACUUGGGUUGAUUAAUGGGUAGAACCGUCGAGCCCCAAGAGGAAGCUGUUGUGAAGGACGGUUAUCGUCAGCCUUAACGUCAGCCAUGCGCACCCACGUGCAAACUGCUUCUCACGAUAAUCGCGACAAAGAGCGUUUGCGGAAGUGGCCCUUCACCCCAACAGACAAAUUCGCAACCGAAUAACUAAUCCACACCGUGAACGCCCGUUACCCAAACGUGUUCUUGUCAACGGGGGAGAAGGGGACAGUGCGUCGUGUAGAAACACAGAACGCAAGUGUUGGACGCGCCCCCAGACAUAGUUGCCGGUCCACGUCUCCACCGAUUAGUGGUGAUGUACGCAGCGAAAAUAAAUUGGGCCAUAACCUUAACGUUUUGAACGCGAUGCGUCUACUGGGUUCUACUGCUGCACGAUGGCAACACUACGUGCGAAGAGUCUACUCCAGUACCACACCGCCACAGAAAGCUGUGUUUGGUGUUACCUCGGCAAGCAAACAUGCAUCUGCAGCAUUUAACUCUGUUUGGGUCGUUGUGCACAUUUCGAUGGCUUUUGAUGCGUGCGUGCACACAGAAUGUUGCACCACCUUCUGGCCUCGUGUCGCAGCUUCUACAUGAUUCACUGGGGGGGGGGGUUACGGCUGUCUGCUGCGCAUACAGCGGUGGGUACGUGUACAUAUAGUCUAUGUCAUGUACGUCCACCUGUCGGAAGUACCUUAGAACAGUAGGUUGGGUUCAACCGAUGCAACACAUGAUAACAUAGAUAUGAUACAGGAUUGUUAUGGUGGUGGAGUUGAGGGAGGCUUGAGCCCCGAGUGCGUAGGUAUUGCGAACACAAAAACCACAACACCUACUGCAUCAUCAAAACAAUGGCCCGCAAAACAAUUGCUUGCGUAGAACAUGGUCUCACAAGGUCAUCAAUAGUCCAUAGACUAUAGUGAUCUGAUGUUGGCUGUGUUUGGAAGACGUCAGGCUUCUUCAGCGGAUGAGCCGAUGAAUUAUAACACCGCGAGCACGGGCAAGCGACAGGUAGGGUGAUUGAGUUGGACGCCGCUCCUGCGCUGCCGCUCGC